Molecule: messenger RNA, 4121 nt
Organism: Oreochromis niloticus (Nile tilapia)
Lineage: Eukaryota; Metazoa; Chordata; Actinopteri; Cichliformes; Cichlidae
Gene: rgl3b
Product: ral guanine nucleotide dissociation stimulator-like 1
Exons: 17
Coding region: 443-2680 (745 amino acids)
Biological process (GO): Ras protein signal transduction
Cellular component (GO): plasma membrane
Molecular function (GO): guanyl-nucleotide exchange factor activity
Source: RefSeq, a predicted model, not a curated record
CCCCUCCGCUCACAGACACACCUCAGCACUCACUCGGCUCCAGGAGUCGCCUUCUGUUUAUAAAGUCGAGGGAGGUUCGGUUAGUCAGGGAGACUGUCGACGAGGAGAGUCCGCAGAGGGUGUUAGAGGACUACUGCGGGUUGAGAUGCCGUCCGCGUUGGUUUAAAUAGAUAGAAACGACCCUCCGCGUUUGUAUAUCGGCAUAAAAUGUAGCGAAGACGGUCCGCUGGAAGUCGGGAUUUAUCGCUAAUUGUAAACGGCGUGCGAAUGUAGUUCGAGACGAAAUUAUUGGAGGGAAAAAACACUAACAAAAAAAGAGCAAAGAAACAAGUUUUCGGAUGAAGAUGAAGCCCUGACCUUACUCUUCGGGAAGGCUGGAAGUUCAUUUUAGGUUCAGGACCUGUUGAGAUGAAACUCGGCGCUCCUUAAGCGACCCGGCGAGAUGGGAAAAUGGGAGAUAACGAUGAACCCAGUGCAGGAGUGGGGCGAGGAGAUGGAAGACGGUGCUGUUUACGGGGUCACCCUGCGUCGAGAGCCCGUCCCGUCCUCCGCAAAUGCUACUGAAGGAAGCCCAUGCUCUGGUUUCGUGCAGUACCGAACCUGCAAGGUACGGCGACUGAAGGCCGCCACCCUGGACCUGCUUGUAAAUCACCUCCUCGACCUUGGCUGCCAGGAACAGGACUACAGCAGGAUCUUCCUCUCCACGUACAGAACCUUCACCAACCCCACGAAGCUCAUAGAGCUGCUCUUUCAGAGAGACAGUGUUUUGUCAGAUCUGGAUAAUGGCAAAUGUUACCGGAGCCCUCUGUUGGCCUUUGUCCAGACGUGGUUGGAUGAGUACAGCGAGGACUUCAGGGACCCUCCCCUACACCCGGCGCUUCGGUUGCUCUUGGAUCACCUGAGGAUCAGCUCUGCGGUGCAUGACAGCAUGCGCAGCCAGCCCAACUUUUGCUCACUCGCCGGGCAAGCUGAGGAGCUGCUCAGGACAUUCCAGAAAGAAGAAGUGGCAUCAAGUGGCAGUUCUGCUUCUGCAGAUCUUGAGCAAGAUGAUCUGGGGUCUGGUGACGAAGAUUCAGGCAGUGAAAACUCUCAGGAUCAAGGUGGCAUCAUGGAUUUUUCUGCUGCAGCCAUUGCUGAACAGCUCACUCGAGUGGACUCUGCUCUCUUUGCCAAAGUGGUCCCAUACCAGUGUCUGGGCUGUGUAUGGUCCCAACGAGACAAGAAGGAAAACAUGUCGCCCACCACCCGAGCCACCAUUGCACAGUUCAAUGCAGUAACCAACCAGGUCAUCGGGUCGCUGCUCUGCCGGCCUACAGAUGGCAGUCCCACUUCCUCUCCUCUAGCUCCCACCUCGCCAGCGCAAAGGGCUCGCAUCAUAGAGAAGUGGAUCAAAGUAGCGCAGGAGUGUCGUCGCUUGAAGAACUUCUCUUCUCUCAAGGCGAUCCUGUCGGCACUGCAGUCCAAUGCCGUUUACAGGCUGAGGAAGACCUGGGCGGCUGUCAGCAGAGAUAACGUGGCUGCGUUUGAUAACCUCUGUGAGACCUUCCCUGAUGAGAAUUGUGUUCUGGCCAACAGAGAGUUCCUGAUGGAGGAUGGAGGUCCCACGCCUGAUAACGUUUCUCCAAGGAUAUUGAAACGGUGUCCACUCUCCAGACAGAUGAGUACAUCGAGUGGAGCGGUUCCAUACCUCGGCACGUAUCUGACCGUCCUCACCAUGCUGGACACUGCUCUGCCAGACACUGUGGAGGGUGGACUUAUAAACUUUGAGAAGAGGAGGAGGGAAUUUGAUGUUCUGUCACAGAUCCGUCUGCUGCAGGCUUCCUGUUCCCAAUACAGCCUCGGACACCAGCCCCGCAUCGCUGCCUGGCUGCAGAGACACAAGCUGCUCACUGAUCAGGAGAGCUACGAGCUGUCGAGACACCUGGAGCCUCCUGUGGACUUGUGUUCGCCACCUCCAUGGAGCCAGCGCACACUCUCGAUGAAACUCUCCUUUCUCAAGAUGGCGAGUGACGGCACUAAGAAACCGCCGGCUGACCAGAUCAGUCUUUCGUCUUCUGGAUCCAGUGGAUCUGAGAUGGAGGAUCUGUCCUCCCCAAACCCAACCUGUUCUAUCAAGCUGCAGUCCUUUCACAGCUCUUACAACAACGUGUCCGAGUCCUUCUCUUUGUCCUCGUCCUCCUCUUCCUCGUCCUCUCCCAGCAUCUCAGCUGCUUCGUCUGCAGACUCCCCUGACUGCCAAGCAGACCUCAGCUCCGCAGCCUCACCCUGUGGGGGGGCUCGGCCGAAGCCUCAAGCGGCCUACCACAAGCGCUCGGUGUCUAUGACCUCACUGCCCGUGUACAACCGUCAGGUGGAUGACUCUUGCAUCAUCAGGGUGAGCGUGGAUCUGGGCCACAACAACGGCAACAUGUACAAAAGUAUCCUGCUGACCAGCCAGGACAAAACUGCACAGGUGAUCCAGAGGGCAUUGGAGAAACAUCACCUUGAGCACAUGACCUGGCAGGACUUCACCCUGACACAGGUCAUCUCUCAGAGCAAAGAGUUUCUCAUACCAGACAAGGCAAACGUCUUCUAUGCUAUGUCUACAACAGCCAACUUUGACUUUGUUCUGCGCCACAAGCACAAAAGCCAGAAGAAACCACUGAGAGCAACCGCUAGUCUCGGACGAUUCACAAAGUAGAAACUUUAAUGUGCAAAUUCUCUGACUGCAAAAUGAACUGAGCUCUGCUGUGCUUCUGCAUAAUGGCCUUUAUUUUUAGAGGCUUCUUGAGGAAGAUGCGUGCUCUGUUUCAGUCAUCUUUGGCUGCUGAAAGGGCUUAAAAUAGGACAAGAAGAUUCCCCACAUAGGACAUGUGAGAAGGGGAGAAAAAGACCCAUUUCUUUGCCUCCAAAAAUGUCACUUCCAAUAAAUCUCUCGACCCAAAGAGGCACAGAAUAAUGCCUUCCUCUCUUGAGCAACACAUGCUGGCUCCAGUGGCCUAUCUAUAUGUGAACACUGAGCAUUGACUGGAUAUUCCCCUGCACAGCUGAGUGCUGUUAAUAACUGGCACGUUAAAAAGGGAAUCGGGGUCAGUUGCUGCAUAAAGGCGGUGAAAUCCCAGGGCCCCGCAGCAGGCUGUCAGCUCUGAGAUGGCUCCGUGUGGGAAGUGGGCGGGGCCGUUAUCAUCAGGGAUCAGUGCGUACUCUGGGAGUUUCAGAAAUUGCUCCUCCGGUGUUGCUGUGAUACUCACUGUGUGCGACUGGCAGCUCCGACUGGAAGGAUUACAUUCUUAAGAUUGGGUAACUGAGGCAGCAGAUAUUUUUGAUGGACUGGAGGGGAUGUACAUGUGGAAACUGCUGCUGAAUGCUGGGGGGGGGGUAACUGUGAUUCUAUGAAUUGAUUAGCUUUCAGUGUUAGUGCUUUGGCUAAGUAAAGUCGGCUUGUUAAACUUCUUUUUUUGAUCUAUUUAUUUUUACAGUGUCUCCUUUGUGAUUCACUCUGACUGCACUUUCAUGUAACAUAUUUUUGACUGCUGGGUCGUCUCAGCUCAAAAUACUUUGCAUUUUGAAAGAAAAUGUUUGUACAUAAUUUAAUUUCCUCAUUUUUGAUGAAUACGGAGAAUAUUUUAACUGUAAUUAUUAUUAUUUUUUUUUUUAAAUACUUGAACAAAUUGUGUCUUUCAUUUGAAGACUGCAUUUGCCCGUUGCAUAAAUGGCCUGAUUUAUGUUUUUGUUUUCCCUCCUCCCUCAAGCCUAACGAGGAGUUCAUGUACCGUAGAUCUAAUCAUUUCAAUGAUGUCAGUUGCUGCAAAACUUGCGAUAGUGCAUGACGACCAUACAGUUAAAGAUCCAGAGAGUAUUUGCAAAGAUUAGUUGCACUAUGAGUUGACACGCAUGGCAUGUGUCAAGUUUAAGAACUUCUGUCAUCUCACUGACCUUUCCUCUUGAUCCUCUACGUUAUAUUCUGAAAACUAGUUUUUUUUUUUUUCAACUUUAACCCCCCCCCCCCCCCCCCCCCUUUUUUUUUUUUUAAUGACUAAGAACUACAGUUAAAAACGAGGGACUCUGCUUUUUAAAACCAGAAUUCAAUAUGCAAUACAGUGCUGUAUCUCAAGCUUUAUAUUAAACACUUUUGUCAGUUA